AUGCUAACAACACCUCCAACACUCUAUAUCCGCCGCCCUUCGCCAACAACAGCCGAAUUCACCGUCACCACCUGCCCGCCAUUAACUCUACCCCUUCGUCUCCUCCUCGCAGCACUCAACCUCCUGCGCGGCAUCAUCGCCUUAGCCGCCGCAGCACUUUUCUACAAACGGUUCCUCGAAGACAGCCCGUUUAUAUUCCCUUUCUCUUUGCCCUUCGGGUUCGGGCCUAGGAAUGUCACGAGGGGGGCUCAACAGGCUGCCGGAGGAGGGACAGAUGGAAGCGGGAUUGGGUACCUAGUUCAACUGGUAACAACAUCUCUAUCGCAAGUGGCUAGCUUGCUAGGCAAGAUCGCCGCCCCCUUCCCCAGCUGGGCCGUAGCAUCGGUCUGCCUCCUCGUCCUGCACAUCUCCCUCUUCACCCGCCUGCACACAACCGAAUCCGUCCUCGUCCUCCGCGGCCUGGGCAUGCAAAUCUCCUCUUCCCCCGGUGCCGCCCGCAGCCCAUACCUCGGUAGCAGCAGCGGGGGCGGCACCGUAGGCUUUUUUGGGUUCCGGCUUUUUGGGCCUUGGCCGUGGCGGACGGAGCAGAGGUUCAUUCCGACGGAACAGAUCCGAGAUGUGCUGAUUAAUGAGGCGUUUCGGGGAUUUGAGGUUAGGUAUUGUUUGAUUGUUGUUGUGGAGGGAGAAGAGGAUGUUACAGUGCUGUUUCCGGGGCUGUUGCCGAGGAGGAAGAUUGUUGAGAGGGUUUGGAGGGGUAUUAGGGAGUGUUUGUGGGAGGGAGAGGAGGGACGGAGGAUGACGGGGACGGGGAGUCUGAAGGAGAGAUAG
Thermochaetoides thermophila DSM 1495 is the source of this 828-nucleotide messenger RNA. RefSeq lists its product as uncharacterized. The transcript has a single exon. Gene Ontology annotation, cellular component: glycosylphosphatidylinositol-N-acetylglucosaminyltransferase (GPI-GnT) complex. Lineage: Eukaryota; Fungi; Ascomycota; Sordariomycetes; Sordariales; Chaetomiaceae. The record is from RefSeq and is a predicted model, not a curated record. The coding region runs from base 1 to 828 and encodes 275 amino acids. Gene Ontology annotation, biological process: GPI anchor biosynthetic process.